AUGUUCACUGAUAAAGUGGUGCUGAUCACUGGCGCCAGCUCCGGCAUCGGAGCUGCUUGUGCAUUACAUUUCGCCAAGUGCUCCGCUACAUUAUCAUUAGUAGGCAGAAAUUUAGACAACCUCACCAAAAUAGGCACUCAGUGUGAAAAACUAAGUCAUCUCAAACCACUCCUCAUAGUCGCUGAUUUAACAUCGGAAAGUGAUAUAGAAAAAAUCGUCACAGAAACUGUAAGUAAAUAUAACAAAAUUGACAUCCUGAUAAACAAUGCCGGAAUAAACUGUGUGUCAGGAACAAUCACGUCAGCAGAGGCUUACGAUCGAGUUAUGGCUACCAAUCUGCGCGGCACGUAUCUGCUCACUACUCAAGUGACGCCUUACUUGGUGAAAUCGAAAGGGAACAUCGUAAACAUGUCAAGUAUCUUAUCCAACAAACCUCUGCCGAUCAUGACACCGUACUGCAUGUCAAAGGCAGCCAUCGAUAUGCUUACAAAGUGCACUGCUCUACAAUUAGGUCCAAAAGGAGUAAGAGUGAAUGCUGUGAAUCCGGGACCCGUGAAAACUGAACUAUUCAGAAGGGCUGGUAUGAGUGAUGCAGAUUGUGACAAAAUGUUUGUUGGCAUCGAAAUGAAUAGCCCCUUGAAGAAAAUAAUAAAAGGGGAAGAUGUGGCGGAACUAGUAAUGUUCCUAGCCAGUGAUAAAGCAAGUUGUAUUAAUGGAAGUUGCUAUGUCAUCGACUGCGGACUCAUGCUGGGCGAUGCCGGCAAUUUGUGAU
This is a messenger RNA of Helicoverpa zea (corn earworm), 772 nucleotides long. RefSeq names its product 3-oxoacyl-[acyl-carrier-protein] reductase FabG-like. Gene Ontology annotation, molecular function: oxidoreductase activity. NCBI's taxonomy places the organism in Eukaryota, Metazoa, Arthropoda, Insecta, Lepidoptera, Noctuidae. The coding region runs from base 1 to 771 and encodes 256 amino acids. The record is from RefSeq and is a predicted model, not a curated record. The transcript has a single exon.